AUGUUGCGUCAGCUACACGACGGCUCUAUGAUGGAACGCGUCACAGAAAAUGAAGUCGUCUCUGAGUCAUUCGCUAUGACCAACGGAGUCAAGCAGGACUGCAUCCUCUUCAGUCGCAUGUUCUCUGCCAUGAUGAUGGACGCCUACCGUGCGAAUGUCCCGAGAUCCGCCUUGCCUACUGGACGGAAGGCCAAUUCCUCAAUCCUUGGUGAAUACGCUUUCAGCCGCGUGUAUUCACAACUAUCGCUAACAAGCUUCUAUUUUGGACAGUUGUGCUCUCGCAGCGCCAAAAAUCGACGACAAAGUGGCCCACCGCAUUGCCAAGGCCAACCAAGUCUUCGACCGUCUACGAAACACAGUUUGGAAUCGACACAGUACACGCAUCAGAACCAAAUUGCGGGUGUACAAAGCGGUCAUCCUGCCGACGCUGCCUCAUGGAGCGGAGACCUGAACGGUGUGCAAGAAGCGGGCGCUCAGUCUCAAUCACUUCCACCUCAGUUGUCCUCGACGAAUAUUAAAGCUGAGGUGGCAGGUCUAGAUCCAGGACACGGACGUACUGGAACGGACAGGAAUCCCUAG
Molecule: messenger RNA, 579 nt
Organism: Spirometra erinaceieuropaei
Lineage: Eukaryota; Metazoa; Platyhelminthes; Cestoda; Diphyllobothriidea; Diphyllobothriidae
Source: the annotation of a GenBank genome assembly